Molecule: messenger RNA, 2325 nt
Organism: Gasterosteus aculeatus aculeatus (three-spined stickleback)
Lineage: Eukaryota; Metazoa; Chordata; Actinopteri; Perciformes; Gasterosteidae
Gene: mns1
Product: meiosis-specific nuclear structural 1
Biological process (GO): cilium organization
Cellular component (GO): motile cilium
Source: RefSeq, a predicted model, not a curated record
CCGGCGGAACUUCAGGUCAACAACUCGCCCGUGACGAGUAGAAACUAGCCUGAAGUGAAUUCAUCCAAAGUUGUUCGCACAUUACAGCGUGGAGAGGAGUUCAGAAGAGGAGGCAGGACAAUUUCGAAUCGUCGAAAAGCACAACGGUCAUGAGUCGUCACUGGACGGGCCGCCAGCAGCAGCGCCUCGUGUCUCAGCGCGAGAACCAGGAGCAGCUCAGGCUGCAGGAGGUCAAGCGCGUGCACCGAGAGAGGCAGCUGAAGGACGGCGUGCGGGCCGAGGAGAGCUUCGAGAGGAGGAGAUACCAGCGACAAAUGCAGGAGGAGCUCCAGGAGAGUCAAGUGCAGAGCGCACUGCUGACGGCGGAGGAGGAGAGAAUAAACAGAGAAAAGCAGCUCGAGCAAGAGGAGAGACUGAACGAGCAGCUGGCCCGCAUCAACUAUGAGACACAGAGAGAGGAGAAAAUGAGACAGAUUGUUAAAAUGAACAGCAUGGAGCUUCGAGAACUUGAGUCAAAGCUGAAAUCGGCAUAUUUGAAUAAGGAAAGGGCUGCACAAAUAGCCGAGCAGGCAGUAAUGAGAUUGGCAACCAUGCGUGAGGAGGCAGACUUUGCCCGCAAGAUGAAGAGCGAAUAUGAGCGAGCAGACGUUGAGAAGCAGAAAGUGGAACAGAGACGACUCGAGGAGCUGGUGAGGUGUCAGAGAGAGCUGGAGCAGCAGCUCGUGGAGCGGGAGCGCAAGAAACAAGAGGCAUACGAGGAAUUUCUCAAAGAGAAGGUCAUGAUUGAUGAGAUUGUCAGGAAGAUUUACGAAGAAGAUCAGACGGAGAGACAGCUGAAAUUGGAGAAGGUCAAAGCCACUCAGCAACACAUUGAAGAGUUCAUGAAACAGCAGGCCGAGUGGAGGCGCAUGGAGCAAGAGAAGGCCGAGGCCGAGAACCAACGCAUCAGGGAGUUUCUGAACCACCGGGAGAAUGUGGAGGAGAGCAGGAUGGCUAAGAUCAAAGAGAGAGAACGGGGAAAGGAGCAUCUUCAUAAAAUACUGUCUGAGAAGAUUGAAAAGGAGAGGCAGCAGCGGGAAGAGAUGGAGCGAGUCCGUGAGGAACUUUAUUUAGAAGAACAGGAAGAGGCGAACAGGCAGAGAGACAUUGAAGAGAUGGAGAAGAAAAUCCGGCAGAGGUUGACAAUCCAGCAGACCUGUCAGCAGCAGAUGGCUUUCAAAGAAAUGCGAAGGCGGACCGAAAAAGAGGAAGAGGAGGCCUUCCGCAAAAUAAUGAUGGCCAAGUUCUCAGAAGACGAUCGCUUGGAGCAGAUGAACGCCCAGAAACGACGCAUGAAGCAACUUGAGCACAAACGUGAGGUGGAGAAACUGAUAGAGGACAGAAGACGGCAGCAUGAGGCCGACAUGGAACUGGAGGCUAAAGAAAGAGCAAUCGAGCAGGAGAGGGAGGCGCUGCGUCGGCAGAUAAUUGAAGAGGAGAGGCUGCGACUUCUUAAGCGCCAUGCUACAAAUCUCCUUGGAUACCUACCAAAGGGCUUGCUCCGUGAAGAUGACCUGGAGCACUUUGAUGAAGACUUUAGAAAAAACUUUACGACACGUCAGGCAGAUAUUCUCUCUGAGGACGGCUGGGAUGGCGAUGGCUGGGAUGGCGAUAAGUAAAUUCCUCUCUAUGCCACCAGGUGUCAGUUUACGACAAGGGUAAACUGUAAUGCAAUUUGUAGUGACCAGAAAGUUCUUUCAUUUUCCAGCAUUCAUGAUAAAACUUGUGAAGCAGUCAGGAACAACAAAAUUAUUAAUUUACAUGUUUUUAUGUAGACUGGAGUGACAGGAUCUUAGUCAAAAUCAUUUCAGAAAAGAUCUGAGGCUGUCUGGUGACUAAGUGUGACAACAAUUUAGAGAAAAAUUCAAUUGGAGCCCAAAGUCUUCCCCCAGUCUAGAGCUUUCAGGAACUCGUCCUCUGUGAACGACAGCAGCUUGGCAGCUUCAAAAUGCAUCUGCAAAAAAAAAAGCAGUUGGUUAUUGAUUAAACUGUGUAUCCACAGGGUGUAUGAAAGAGAGCGAGUGACACAAACCUUUUGUCUUUUGAGAAUGUCAAUCAGCUUCUGCUGUUUCUUGAAACCCACAACAAGUUCUGCUUUCUGUUUUUUUAGCAUUUUGUUUUCAGCAAGUAGAUUUUCUUUACUGUGAUGGUCUUCGCUUAGCUUGUCCUUUAUUCAAAAUGAUUUUAAAAGAAUGCAAUUAGUGGAAGAAAAGCAGAUCCUCAUUUGUGUGUAACCUGAUGAAUCAUUUGCAAGCAAUAAAGAAUAUAUAAAUAUAUCAAAAUUCA